UAAACAUUUUAUUGGCUCACCGGCUUAAUCAUUGAAAACUGUUUUUCACUCAAAUUGUUCAAUCUCUGUGAUGAGAUUAGCCGAAUGAAUGAGAAAUUUUAUUGAGUAUUCAAUUCAUCAUUUAUCAAUUUAAAUAGCUCAACUGAUAUCUUUCAACCUUGUUUUCUCUUCUCAUCUGUAGUCUACAUUACAAUCUUGCCUCACCCAUAAUUCAUACCUGAGUCAAAUUUCUCUCAUCUCCACUGGAUAUGGCUAAUCAUCUACCCGCAAUCGUUAUUGACAAUGGUACCGGUUAUACCAAGUUAGGUUAUGCUGGAAACACUGGACCUCAAUACAUUAUUCCCUCGUCCAUAGCUAUCAAGGAGACAUCUAAAGUUGGUGAUCAGGCUUCUCGCCGGUUAGCUAGAGGAAUUGAUGAUCUAGACUUUUUUAUUGGAGAUGAAUGUAUUGAUCUCAACGGAUACUCUAUAAAAUAUCCUAUUCGUCAUGGAAUUGUUGAAGAUUGGGACCUUAUGGAACGAUUUUGGGAACAAUGCAUCUUCAAAUACUUGAGAGCAGAACCAGAGGAUCAUUAUUUUCUUUUAACGGAACCGCCCUUAAAUACACCAGAAAAUCGGGAAUAUACGGCUGAAAUCAUGUUCGAGUCUUUCAAUGUACCUGGUUUAUAUAUCGCUGUUCAGGCUGUUCUUGCCUUGGUGGCUUCCUGGUCUGCCACUAAUGGUGUUCAAAGUUUGACCGGAAUUGUUGUUGACUCUGGGGAUGGUGUUACCCAUGUUAUUCCCGUUGCCGAUGGCUAUGUUAUUGGAAGUUGUAUCAAACAUAUUCCAAUUGCUGGACGUGAUAUUACUUAUUUUAUUCAGAGUCUUCUCCGUGAACGUGAAUUCAACAUUCCACCUGAACAAUCUCUAGAAACUGCCAAGGCAAUAAAAGAAAAGUUUUGCUAUAUAUGUCCCGAUAUUGCUAAAGAGUUUGAUAAAUUUGACAAAAAUCCUUCUAAAUGUGUCAAAAAAUAUUCCGGUGUCAAUCACAUUACUAAACAACCCUUUGACGUCGAUGUAGGAUUUGAGCGAUUCCUUGGUCCGGAAAUAUUUUUUAAUCCUGAAAUUGCUAACCCUGAUUUCAGUACAUCAAUCUCAGAUAUUGUAGACAAUUGUAUACAAAACUGUCCCAUCGAUGUGCGAAGACCUCUGUAUAAGAAUAUUGUACUCUCUGGUGGCUCAACAAUGUUUAAAGAUUUCGAUAAGCGUUUAGAACGUGAUAUCAAACGAUUAUGCAAUGCCCGGCAAAAAUUAAGCACCCAGCUAUCUCAAGGAAACAUCACUCCAAGUCAAAUGAACGUAAAAGUCGUUUCCCAUUCAAUGCAACGUUAUGCUGUUUGGUUUGGUGGAUCCAUUUUAGCCUCGACAAAUGAGUUCUAUACAACAUCCCAUACUAAACAGAAAUAUGAAGAGUAUGGUCCUAGUAUUUGUCGUCACAAUCCUGUUUUUGGUGCUCUCAUUUGAAUCAUUCUUUUCUUUAUUUUGCACCGAAUUUCUUUUACAUUUCUUUUCCUAUUUUUACCUUUCCCUUGCCUUGAUGGCUAACAAACGAUCAAAAAUGGUGUUAACCACUGGAUUGUUUUCAAUAAUUUGUUAGCACAAAACUUUAAAAGUGUCUCUUUCAAGUAACACAUUGAUUACAAUGUUUCAUUACUUGAUUGAUUACAGACCAGAAAAAACAACUAAAAAAAUGUUUGAGAAAAAAGGUUUUGGUCUUGAAAUCUAAUUAAAUUGUUUAAUCUUUCUAUUCUCACCCUGCAAUACAUUUCUUCGAUGUGAAGUCAUAAAACACAGAAACAAGCAGAAGCCAUCAGAAAUGAUAAUCAAUUGUUUAGUUUAUCCAUCCAUGUAUUUUAUAAUAUAACUUGUUUAAUUUUAA
This is a messenger RNA of Tetranychus urticae (two-spotted spider mite), 1917 nucleotides long. It is a transcript of the gene Arp3, whose product is annotated as Actin-related protein 3. The record is from RefSeq and is a predicted model, not a curated record. Lineage: Eukaryota; Metazoa; Arthropoda; Arachnida; Trombidiformes; Tetranychidae.